Messenger RNA from Pomacea canaliculata, 6334 nucleotides. Its product is annotated as malignant fibrous histiocytoma-amplified sequence 1 homolog. The transcript has 4 exons. The coding region runs from base 350 to 3865 and encodes 1171 amino acids. Gene Ontology annotation, biological process: signal transduction. The record is from RefSeq and is a predicted model, not a curated record. Gene Ontology annotation, molecular function: protein binding. NCBI's taxonomy places the organism in Eukaryota, Metazoa, Mollusca, Gastropoda, Architaenioglossa, Ampullariidae.
UAAGCCACCGGAAGUAACAAAGGGCGAAACAAAAAUAUGGCGAUGGUCGCUUACUUGACAUUGGGAUAUCCCUCGCGAUGUUCAGGGUGUCCAGGAUAACAUUACUUACGUGUUUCAAGAAGUUGUUGGUGUUCUAUUUCUUCGUGUCUUAUAGAUGAAUGGCCAGUUCGAAUACAGGCUGUACCUGUAUAGUUAACAGCAUGAACAACGCUUGAGUCGGGUGAAGUCAGAAGAUUAAGAUUUAUCUCAUACACUUGUUUUACUUUGACUUCGACAUAAAAUUGAAUAGACUUGGGAUCAAUUUCUUUGGAUCUUUUGUUGAAAAACAGCAAGGUAUAAUUUAUAAGACAUGGCAGCAGAGGCACUGGAGCAGUAUUUUGUGGAUGAGGGUGAUGGGGAGAGACGAAUUCUAAUGGUGCCAGAAGGAGCAUAUAAGGGAUGGCUGCCAAGAGUUCUGUACUCAUACUCACUGGAGAUUCUACACUUGCCAUUUUUGCGACUGCUGAGUUUCCCAGUUGGGGGAACAUCUCUCGGGAAACUAAUCUCUCUCCGCACAUUCCAUGCAGUGGGAAACCACUUACAACGUUUGCCAACCAGCUUUGGGGAAUGCUCUUGUAUUGUCGAUCUUGAUCUUUCAUUUAACUCUUUCACUGAAAUCCCCCAACCUAUCUUUGGCCUAACCAGGUUAGAAAAGCUGGACAUGAGUCACAAUGAUAUUACAGAGGUGUCAGAGAAAAUUGGUCAACUGGCCAAUUUGCAGGAGUUGAACCUGGCAGGCAAUAUUCUAAAUAAUUUUCCUGUUGAGAUUGCUAAGUGUCGUCGAAUCCAAAAGUUGGAUCUCUCUGGAAAAUUUCACCCAAGAGGUGAGAUAAAGAUCUUUCCAGAAGGCAUCACAUACCUUAAUGAUUUAGAAGACCUUAAUCUCAGCUGGCAGCAGAUAGAAAACAUCCCCAGUGAAUUUGGGAAUCUUCGGCGGCUAAACAGGCUCAAUCUGAAAGGAAAUCACCUAGUUCAUAUAUCACCUGAAAUAUCAAAGUGCAUAAGACUGAAGAAUGUAAACUUGGCUGGAGCAUUGCGACUGUGCUCGGUGAUUCCCUCAGCCUUAUUCUGUCUAGAAGAUUUGGAAUACCUAAAUCUUAGUGACAACUUCUUCACAGAAAUUCCAGAUGAAGUGUGUGGACUUCGUCACCUGACAUACCUCAUCAUUCAGCGCAAUGCUAUACUGCGACUGCCAGAAAGAUUGUUCCAGCUUAAUCGCCUACACUUGCUUGAACUGAGUGAAAACUACCUGGAGGAGAUUCCAGCUGCAAUUGGAAACAUGAGGCGCCUGACCUGCCUAGGUCUGGACAAAAAUAGAUUGACAACAUUGCCUCCAGAAAUAUGUCAGGUGACUUCUCUGGAGAGACUACUGCUAGGUCACAACCGAUUGAACAGCUUACCAGAAGACAUUUAUAAACUUACAAAUCUUAAAGAACUGGGGCUUGAGAAUAACCAGCUGACUGAGCUGCCUCUUUUACUGGAUCGUCUUAGUGGUCUUGCAGAAAAGGGGGGGUGCCUUUCAUUAUAUGGCAAUAGUCUUCGCAUACCUCCACAGCAAAUCUGUGACCUAGGACCCAUUCCUUUGUAUCUCUUCUUAAAAGAGCUGAGAGUUUGUGAGGCACGGCAUCGUAGAAAGAUGAUUCUAAUUGGAGCAGUCAAGGCAGGUAAAACCAGUCUGCGGCAUGCACUUACACUUGGCUACUCUCGCCUAACAGAAGAGCACGAGCGAACUUGGGUACUAGAGCGUCAUCUUUGGGAGCCAGAGUCCCGACUAAGGGUGCAGAUUUUAGAUUUUGGUGGACACCACAUUUAUCAGGCUGCCCAUCACAUGUUCCUUACACCUGAUGCCCUUCAUGUGCUGGUGUUUGACCUCAGCCGAUAUCGAACAGAAACGUUUGAGGAUUUGAUUGGCAACUGGCUGGACACCAUCAUGGAGCGUGCCCCAGGUGCCACAAUCAUUCUUGUUGGAACUCAUUCAGAUCUUUGCAGUAAAGAUGAGCUUGAAGAACGCUGUGCUGAUGUUAUACGUUGCAUCAGAAGGGAGGAGGAUGCCAAGCUGGAAGAACUGAAGGAUGAGAUUAAGCGUGCUCAGAAACUGCUAGAAGUUCCUGAGGCCAGGACACGAGCCACUGGUACAUUUGGUGACAUUGGUGUGGAACGUCUACAUGAGAAGUUCACUUACCUUGAGAAGAAGUUAAACACAAGAUCAAAAGUCCCCUCUGAAGUAUUUGUUGUCAGCUGUGCUGAAGGACUGACUGGAGUUGAUGAACUGCGAAACCAUCUUGUGACCACCAUGAAGCAGUGCGAGGAGCGUCUGCUGCCGGAGUCUUGGUACAGAUUUUUGUCUGAGAUACAGAGUGUGGAAGAUCAUGUCUUGGAGGUGGAGAAGGCUCAGGGCAUUUUCAAUGAGGUGAUGGCUGCUGUCAGGCAGUCUAUGAUUAGCAUGGGGGGAUCAGCUGAGCUCAGUCUCCACAUGGUGCUGAAAUACCUGCACACCACAGGUGAGAUUGUGUGGUACUAUGAAAACCCUCGCUUGAAAGGAAUCAUCUUCCACCGCCCAGAGACGCUCAUUGAGAUGCUUAGGGUUGUUUUUCGCCAUGACUUUGAAAGUGCUUUGACUUUUGACCCUAGCUUAGGCAGGGAAGCUGGAUUGAUACAAGAGAGGUUCCAGAUGUUGAAGGAAGACUUUGUGCGGCGUGGUCUUAUGACAUACGAACUUCUUUACUACUCUCUGCUGCAUUUUCAUUUGUCUCCUGAUGCAUUGAAGACUUUCAUUUACCUCAUGCUCAUGUUUGAUUUGUGCUACGAAGUGGAGAGGGGAAAUGACCCAUCCUUGGUGAAUGCUUCUCGAAUUCUGGAGUUUCCCUGGUUCUUUCCAGUAGAACCUCCAAGGGAUCUUGCCGAAAGAUGGCCCAAGAAAAUCCCCAACAACACUUUUGAGUUACGUUUUGAGGUGGAAUUUCCUCGCAAGGGACCACCUUACUUCUUUGAAAAGCUGUCAGUGAAGCUGCAGCCACUUGUGACAGACCGCAUCAACUGGAAAAACGGAGUGCUGGCACGAAAGAAUCGUUCCUUGCUGCUGGUUACCCAAGAGUACCUGGAAGCCAGAGAGAAGACGCUGGUAACUGUGGCUGCCAGGUGCACAUCUGAGCUGCAAGAGCUUUGGUGGCUGCUGAAGCAGACACGAAACAUCAUCAUGCACCUACUUCUAGAUUGGCCCUUUGCGCAGUACAAAAUGGACCUCAUCUGCACCCACUGUCUUUUGCGUGGUUAUGAUGACACAUUUCGUUUCCCUGCGGAAGUGAUGGAGUUGUCCCCACCCCGGCAGCACUAUGUGGCUCCUUGGUGUCGCAAGCGUAAGGAAGACAACAUCCCAGUCUGCUUUGUUUAUCCUCUGGAUAUGGAUUAUCAGGAGGAUCUAGAUAAACAUAUGAGAGAAGCAGUAGACUUCCUACACUCCUGUCUAGACACAGUGGAUGGUCUGCAGUCAGGCAUACUGUCGGACCCUUUUCUCAUCUUUAUUGCCACUAGCCUGGGAUUUAAUUGGCAGCUGGUGAUGCUGCAGCUGGGCCUCAAGCAGGAGAGGGUUGAGCAGAUCCAGAUGGACCACCCCAGAUCCUACAAUCAGAUCUUAAAUGCUCUACAGGACUGGCGGGAAGCCCCAGCCAACAUCAAUAGCAGCGACAUGACUGCUGGUGGGGAUGGAGAAAGCAAUGAGCACCGCAAACUCAGGCAGCUACUGUCUGUUUUAAACAGCAUGGAUCGUCAGGAUUUGGUAGACUCAAUCUGUGAACGAUUUCAUGUAUCAGUUGAUGACAUGAGGUAGAAUGACUCUAGCUGUGCUAUGACUCUCCCUCUCCUUGGGUUUUCAUUAGGUCUUCUAGAAUCAUUUUAGCAACUUUGUACAAACACUACUGUCAGGGUUUAAAAUGUGUUCAUGUUUCCAAUGAGGCAUGCAAUUUUUAAAUGUUUGAAAAAAAAACCUGCAUGUGUAUGUGCAUUUUGUUUGUUACACACAAAUGUAGUUUUGAAUCUACCUGAACUUGAUGCAGUUUUAAGUAUAAAUUUCUCAUGCUGGUGUUCAAAUGGAUGGUUAUUUGCUGUGGUGAUUACUAGGUAGCAUUUUUCAGAUGAAUGCAUUUCAUUAUAGCAUGUUUCAUGGUUACAAACAAAAACAAGAUUUCAAGCACAUGAAUUCUACCAAAGCCCAAACUUUUAAUUACUCAGCAAUCAAGGUGUUUGUCAGAAAGGGUUUUAUUGUACUUAAAGUAGAGUUCUGUUUUCACUGGCGCUUUGUGGACAGCAUAUCAGGCUGAGCAGUGAUGAUAACUUGAGAGAGAAAAAAAAGUGGUAAUGCAGGAUAAAUGUAAUCACUAAAAUUGGAUUGCUGUUUUAAAUCAACAGAUAUGGUUCGUUGCCUAUUUAGCUCUUGAUGCUUACGCCCAGUAAUGAACCAAUGACUAUAAUACCGAGUUGAUUUGUGUAAAUGAUGUUUAUUGAUAGGUUUGAAUUUUGUACAUGUAAAAAUGGUGGACUAGAUCACUCGACUUCUUUUUUUAUGAGUGUUUACACAUACAUGUGUGAGGACUGCAAAGCGAUGUAGAUAUAUUAAACUAUGUGUCCAGGCUGUUGUGUGGAUAAGUAUACAUGAAUGUGUAUGCAUGCAUAUCCUGGGAAGUUUUUUUUAAUGUUUGUGUAUUUAGAUUUUAUGGUGAAUUUUCGCUAUCGUUAUGAUUUUUCAUGAUUACUAGUGUUGAUUAAAAACUUUUGUAAAAAAAAUAGCUCAGAGGCAGUGUGUGUGUGUGUGCACAUAUACGCAUGUGUGUAUAGCAUGAUUGCUUCUUGCUGUUAAGAGAUAGGUGAUGAAUGAAAUGGUUUUAAGUUCAUUAGAUUUAUUAAAAUCAAAGCACAACUGCACCUUUCACUUGUUUAGAUGGAAUAGUUCCCAGUAAUUUUCUUUCAGUUCUAAACCUUCAGAAAAUGUGUAUGCUGGCUUUGGAUCAUUGUUAAAUUUACUUUUUAGUUAAGAAGAGGAACAUGAAAACAAUUUUGAGAUGUCCUCUAAGUAAAAAGUUAAAGUGUUUCAUUAUUUAUUUAAAUUUUCUUUAGUCGUUAAGACUAAAAAUUGUGAAUGUGUUAGAAAUGAAUGAAACAACUGGUGAUAUUUGGUCUUGGAGUUGUGUUAUUUAACUCCAAAUCUAUAUUCUCUUUCUGGCAGUUUGCAAAAGCAAAAUGCAUUGGGGUUAAAGCUAUGCAUUCUGAGGUGGCAUCAUGUUGCCAUUCAUUCUCCAAUAGUGUUUGACAUUUAAGUGCAAUAGAACAUAGCUGGGGGUUGAGGGAUAAGCCUGCAGUUUUACCAUAAAACCAUCAGGGAUCCAACUUAAAAUAGCUUUUUUCUUGUCAUCCAGCAAGAGUAAAAAUAGUUUGACUGCAGAGAAAAUGGUAAACAGGGAGGUAAUUUAGAAUGACAAAAACGACUCUUAGAAAAUUGUACCUAGUAUUAAUCUGAGGAACAGUGAUGGCAAAAUGUCACCGUUGGAGGAAAAUUUAAUAAAAAUGCUGAAAUUUUAUUGUACUCUAUAUAAAUAAAAAUUUUCUAUUGAGAUGUUAUCAUAUUCUGAACAAAAUUUUGUCUUAAAAAUGAAAGGCAGAUUACUCAAAGUCAAAAGAAAGUGGUGGUACUCCUUUCCUCAUAAGACAACAUCUAGUGUAAAAUUAAGUGCAUGUGAAAAUCUUGAAUAAUUCAUUAAUACCUAAUUAAAAAAAACUUAAGACAAUGAAACAUGAUGUCCACCUAUAGGUGCAUGUCUCUUGUAAACAGUAUGCAAUUUGUGCUAUUUCCAGCUGGCAGUGUUAUUGAAAUUGGUCUUUCAGAGCACCUUCAGUGUGGAAGUAAAUGCCAUAUUUUCUUCCCAUGUUUGGAAAGAUCUUUUAUAGUGACUUUUUAUCGAUUGCUGGUGACAUGCAAGCACUUAAUAACUAGGAAGUUGUAUUUAGGUAGGAUGUGGUAUUUUCAAUUGAUUGGGUCUUCAUACAUAUUUUUUUUAAUGUUUUUGUAUUUCUGGAACACAAUGACUGUGGUUUUUAAAGUAACAAAUGUUUGUUUCUUAAAGUGUCAGUAUUUUACAACCUUGUCACUGUUGUAAAGAAACAUUGACUGAAAUUCCCCCCUCUCCCCAACACACACCUCUUCCUAAACUGUAAAAGAGGUUGGUGUGAUAGAAAACUUAGAAAUGUUGAUUUGUAUGGCAUGAUAAGCCAAUCCCUCUGCUUGAAAAUAAACUGUUUGAUUGAA